Canis lupus familiaris (dog) is the source of this 2877-nucleotide messenger RNA. It is a transcript of the gene CPT1B, whose product is annotated as carnitine palmitoyltransferase 1B. The transcript has 19 exons. Gene Ontology annotation, cellular component: mitochondrion. Gene Ontology annotation, molecular function: carnitine O-palmitoyltransferase activity. Gene Ontology annotation, biological process: fatty acid metabolic process; carnitine metabolic process. NCBI's taxonomy places the organism in Eukaryota, Metazoa, Chordata, Mammalia, Carnivora, Canidae. The coding region runs from base 201 to 2603 and encodes 800 amino acids. The record is from RefSeq and is a predicted model, not a curated record.
CACCCCGGUUCCCACCACACAGAGGAGGGGAUUCUGGUCGCCGCCCCACAUCUGUUUGCUCGACCCAAAUUUGGGAGUGGGUGUCAGGUUCCCGGCAGGGGCGGGGCGGCCAGGCCUGAAGGACGUGGGGACACGGGCCAGACCGACUGGCCCCCCGCGCGGACGGAAGCGAACCCCAGCCGUGAGGGCCAACCUCCAGGAUGGCGGAAGCGCACCAGGCCGUGGCCUUCCAGUUCACCGUGACCCCAGACGGGGUGGACUUCCGGCUCAGUCGGGAGGCCCUGAAGCACAUCUACCUGUCCGGGAUCAACUCCUGGAAGAAACGCCUGAUUCGCAUCAAGAAUGGCAUCCUCAGGGGCGUGUACCCUGGCAGCCCCACCAGCUGGCUGGUCAUUGUCAUGGCGACGGUGGGCUCUUCCUACUGCAAGGUGGACAUCUCCAUGGGGCUGGUGUGCUGCAUCCAGAGAUGCCUCCCUGAGGGAUGUGGCCCCUACCGGACCCCACAGACCCGGGCACUUCUCAGCAUGGCCAUUUUCUCCACUGGGGUCUGGAUGAUGGGCAUCUUCUUCUUCCGCCAAACCCUGAAACUGCUUCUUUCCUACCACGGUUGGAUGUUCGAGAUGCACGGCCAGACCAGCCACUUCACCAAAGUCUGGGCUGUGAGCAGGAGCCGGUGGAGGGGUUCAGGCAUCUGGUUUGAGACUCUGGGGACCUCAUUUGGGGUUGUAAGCUGGGAGAGGCAGAUCUGUGUCCGCCUGCUGUCCAGCCGGAGGCCCAUGCUCUACAGCUUCCAGACAUCCCUGCCCAAGCUUCCUGUGCCCAGCGUGCCGGCCACAGUUCAGCGGUACUUGGAGUCUGUGCGGCCCUUGCUGGAUGAUGAGGAAUACUACCGAAUGGAGGUCCUGGCCAAGGAAUUCCAGGACAAGACCGCCCCCCGGCUGCAGAAGUACCUGGUCCUCAAGUCAUGGUGGGCAACCAACUAUGUGAGUGACUGGUGGGAAGAGUAUGUGUACCUGCGCAGCAGGGCGCCUCUCGUGGUGAACAGCAACUACUAUGUCAUGGACUUCGUGCUCAUCAAGAAUACAAACAUCCAGGCAGCCCGCCUGGGCAACGUCGUGCACGCUAUGAUCAUGUACCGCCGUAAACUGGACCGCGAGGAGAUCAAGCCUGUGAUGGCCCUGGGCAUUGUGCCCAUGUGUUCCUACCAGAUGGAGAGGAUGUUCAACACGACCCGGAUCCCGGGCAAGGAGACAGACCUGCUGCAGCACCUGUCGGACAGCAGGCACGUGGCUGUCUACCACAAGGGCCGCUUCUUCAAGCUGUGGCUGUAUGAGGGCUCCCAGCUGCUCAAGCCCUGCGACCUGGAGCUGCAGUUCCAGAGGAUCCUGGACGACCCGUCCCCGCCCCAGCCCGGGGAGGAGAAGCUAGCAGCGCUCACGGCCGGGGGAAGACUGGAGUGGGCACAGGCGCGCCAGGCCUUCUUCAGCUCCGGCAAGAACAAGGCUGCUCUGGAUGCCAUCGAGCGAGCUGCCUUCUUUGUGGCCCUGGACGAGGAGUCUCACCACUACGACCCCGAGGAUGAGGCCAGCCUCAGCCUGUACGGCAAGGCCCUGCUGCACGGCAACUGCUACAACAGGUGGUUCGACAAGUCUUUCACGGUCAUCGCCUUCAAGAACGGCCAGCUGGGCCUCAACACAGAACACGCGUGGGCAGACGCCCCCAUCAUAGGGCACCUCUGGGAGUUUGUCCUGGGUACUGAGACCUUUCACCUCGGCUACACGGAGACUGGGCACUGCCAGGGCAAAGCUAACCCCGCGCUGGCCGCUCCCCAGCGGCUGCAGUGGGACAUCCCUGAGCAGUGCCGAGCGGUCAUCGAGAGCUCCUGCCAGGUGGCCACGGCACUAGCCGACGACGUGGAGCUGUACUGCUUCCAGUUCCUGCCGUUCGGCAAAGGCCUCAUCAAGAAGUGUCGCACUAGCCCGGACGCCUUCGUGCAGAUUGCCCUGCAACUCGCCCACUUCCGGGACAGGGGCAAGUUCUGUCUCACCUACGAGGCCUCCAUGACCAGGAUGUUCCGGGAGGGACGGACCGAGACCGUGCGCUCCUGCACCAGCGAGUCCACAGCCUUCGUGCAGGCCAUGGCAGAGGGGUCCCGCAUGAAAGCUGACCUCCGAGACCUCUUCCGGAAGGCUUCCAAGAAACACCAGAAUAUGUACCGCCUGGCGAUGACAGGGGCUGGCAUAGACAGGCACCUCUUCUGCCUCUACGUGGUCUCCAAGUACCUGGGGGUCAGCUCCCCUUUCCUGGCUGAGGUGCUCUCGGAGCCCUGGCGCCUCUCCACCAGCCAGAUUGCUCAAUUCCAGAUCCGCAUGUUCGACCCAGACAAGUACCCCAAACACCUGGGCGCCGGUGGUGGCUUUGGCCCUGUGGCAGACGAUGGCUACGGGGUUUCCUACAUGAUCGCGGGCGAGAACACCAUCUUCUUCCACAUCUCCAGCAAGUUCUCAAGCUCAGAGACGAACGCCCAGCGCUUUGGAAACCACAUCCGCCAAGCUCUGCUGGACAUCGCUAAUCUUUUCCAAGGUCCCAAGGCUGACAGCUGAGGGCUGGAGACAGGCCAGCUGCCCUGUCAUCCCUGCACUGUGGAGGAGGGGGCCCAUGGUUGGCUCGAGGCACAGGGGUGGCCAUGCACGGGUGCCCAGGCUCCAAGGACACCUCCGGCAGCAGGCCCUCCCCAGGCAGAUGCUGCUCCCUGAGGGCCCAGGCAGUGGAAGUGGGGUUUAGCACGGGGGCGGGGGGUGGUGGUGGUGGUAGAAAUUCUGGUUUUCUUUUUCUUGCUAAUAAAGAUACUAAUAAAGAUAAAUCUCUGUAAUUCUC